Trichoderma citrinoviride is the source of this 2065-nucleotide messenger RNA. RefSeq names its product TPR-like protein. The transcript has a single exon. Bases 1 to 2058 code for a protein of 685 amino acids. Gene Ontology annotation, cellular component: precatalytic spliceosome; post-mRNA release spliceosomal complex; U2-type catalytic step 2 spliceosome. Gene Ontology annotation, molecular function: protein binding. The record is from RefSeq and is a predicted model, not a curated record. Lineage: Eukaryota; Fungi; Ascomycota; Sordariomycetes; Hypocreales; Hypocreaceae. Gene Ontology annotation, biological process: spliceosomal complex assembly; mRNA splicing, via spliceosome.
AUGGAGUCGUCGCGUGGCCCGCCCAGGGUCAAAAACAAGGCCGCGGCCCCCAUCCAGAUCAGCGCCGAGCAGCUGCUUCGCGAGGCCGUCGACCGGCAGGAGGUCCAGAUCCAGGCCCCGACGCAGCGCUUCGCCGACCUCGAGGAGCUUCACGAGUACCAGGGCCGGAAGCGCAAGGAGUUCGAGGACUAUGUCCGGCGGAAUCGCGUCAAGCUCAGCAACUGGCUGCAGUACGCGCAGUGGGAGCUGGAGCAGAAGGAGUUUGCGCGCGCGCGGUCUGUCUUUGAGCGCUGUCUCGAUGUCCAUCCCAACGAGGUCCAGGUGUGGACGCGGUACAUCGAGGCCGAGAUGAAGUCGAGAAACAUCAACCAUGCCCGGAAUCUGCUGGAUCGCGCAGUCACCCGACUGCCCCGAGUCGACAAGAUGUGGUACAAGUAUGUGUACAUGGAGGAGAUGCUGGGCAACAUCCCCGGGGUGCGGCAGGUCUUUGAUCGGUGGAUGCAGUGGCAACCGGGCGAGGCGGCAUGGAGUGCGUACAUCAAGCUGGAGAAGCGAUAUGGCGAAUACGACCGAGCCCGCGAAAUCUUUCGGACCUUCACCAUGGUUCACCCAGAGCCCAGGAACUGGAUCAAGUGGGCCAAGUUCGAGGAAGAGUACGGAACGAGCGACCAGGUUCGCGAGGUCUUUGGGACGGCGGUGGAAACGCUGGGCGACGAGUUUGUGGACGAGAAGCUGUUCAUUGCCUAUGCCAGGUUUGAGUCCAAGCUCAAGGAGUAUGAGCGGGCGAGAGCCAUCUACAAAUACGCCCUGGACCGCCUGCCCCGAUCAAAAUCAAGACUGCUGCACGCGGCAUACACGACAUUCGAAAAGCAGUUCGGCGACCAGGACGGCGUGGAAGACGUGGUCUUGUCCAAGCGAAGGGUGUACUACGAAGAGCAGGUGCGCGAGAACCCUAAAAACUACGACGCCUGGUUCGACUAUGCCGGCCUUGAGGAGGCUUCCAGGGAUGCAGACCGUGUUCGGGACGUCUACGAGCGAGCGAUUGCCCAGGUCCCGCCGACGCAGGAGAAGCGGCACUGGCGCCGGUACAUCUAUCUCUGGAUAUUCUACGCCGUGUGGGAAGAGCUCGAGGGCCAGGACAUUGAGCGCGCCCGGCAGAUUUACACGACAUGCCUGAGCCUGAUACCCCACAAGAAGUUUACGUUUGCCAAGGUAUGGCUGCUGGCGGCCCAGUUUGAGAUUCGACAGGGCGACCUGGGAGCUGCCCGGAAGCUGCUGGGACGCGCCAUUGGCAUGUGCCCCAAGGACAAGCUCUUCAACGGAUACAUCGACCUCGAGCGGAAGCUGUUUGAGUUUGUGCGCUGCCGAAAGCUGUACGAGAAGCACGUCGAGUUCAACCCGACAAACUGCCAGACGUGGAUCAAGUUUGCCGAGCUGGAGCGCGGCCUGGACGACCUCGACCGCGCGAGGGCCAUCUUCGAGCUGGCGGUCAGCCAGCCGCAGCUCGACAUGCCGGAGCUGCUGUGGAAGGCCUACAUCGACUUUGAGGAGGAAGAAGGCGAGUACGAGAGGACGCGCGAGCUGUACGAGCGGCUGCUGGAGAAGACGGACCACGUCAAGGUCUGGAUCAGCUACGCGCACUUUGAGAUCAACAUCCCCGAGGAGGGCGACGACGACGCCGCCGCCGCCGCGGACGACGAGGAGCAGCCCGUCAGCGACGAGGCCAAGGCACGCGCCCGGCGCGUCUUUGAGCGCGCGCACAAGAGCAUGCGCGACAAGGACCUCAAGGAGGAGCGCGUCAGCCUGCUCAACGCCUGGCUCUCGUUUGAGCGCACGCACGGCUCCGAGGCGGACGUCGAGGCCGUGCAGAAGCAGAUGCCGCGCAGGGUCAAGCGCCGGCGCAAGGUCCAGGACGAGAGCGCCGGCGAGGACGUCUACGAGGAGUACAUCGACUACGUCUUCCCGGCCGACGACCAGCAGGCCAGGAGCCUGUCCAACAUUUUGGCCGCGGCGCAGCAGUGGAAGCAGACGGGCGGCGGCUUGUCGGGCGCUUCGUGAGGAGGAG